GACGAAGAAGUUUCGAACACCGCUGUUGGCUACCCUGCAAGCUGAGUUGGAACUUGACAGUAAAACAAGUGAACGUGGAGAAUUCGCGCGGUGGGUUUUGUGAAUUUAUGAGUUGGAAAUAUUUAUAUUAUUAUUGAAGAAAUGACGUGUGUUGGUAAGAUGUACCGUUCAGCAUUUCUACUUCUGGUUAUCAGUGUAGCUCUGGCCAUUCCAAAACCAGAAGACAAAGAAAAAAAAGACAGAGUCUUGAACAAUGAUCUGAGUGAUCAGGAACAUUACCAGAAUGCAGAGCAUAAUACCCAGUAUGACCAUGAAGCAUUCUUGGGAGAAGAGGCAAAGACAUUUGAUCAGCUGUCACCUGAAGAAAGCAAAAGGAGAUUGGGUUUAAUAGUGGACAAGAUUGACAAAGAUAAGGAUGGUUUUAUCUCUCAAGAAGAACUUAAGGAAUGGAUACAAUUCACUCAGAGGCGAUAUAUUGUUGAUGAUGUUGAACGGCAGUGGAAGACUCACAAUCCAGACAAUAAAGAUAAAAUUACAUGGGAAGAAUACAAGAAGAUGGUUUAUGGUUUUAUGGAUGACAUGGACCCAUCAGAGUUGGAAAAAGAGGGUGAGGGAUUCUCCUACCAAAACAUGUUGCGUCGUGACCAAAGGAGAUGGGAUGUGGCAGAUGUAGAUGGUGACCGUGCUCUUACAAAGGAAGAGUUCACUGGUUUCUUGCACCCAGAAGAAACAGGACAUAUGAGAGAUAUUGUUGUAGUUGAAACCAUGGAGGACAUUGACAAGGACAAAGAUGGAAAGAUCUCCUUGUCUGAAUACAUUGGCGAUAUGUAUAGAGGAUCAGAAGGCGAAGAGGAGCCAGAAUGGGUGAAAAAUGAACGAGAACAAUUUUCCCAGUACAGAGACAAGGAUGGGGAUGGAUUUAUGGACAAGGAAGAGGUGAAGAACUGGAUAAUUCCACCUGACUUUGAUCAUGCAGAAGCUGAAGCAAGACAUCUAAUCUAUGAGUCAGAUUCUGAUGCAGACCAAAAACUGACCAAAGAAGAAGUACUUAACAAAUACGAUUUAUUUGUUGGCUCACAGGCUACAGAUUUUGGUGAAGCUCUUGCGAGACAUGAUGAAUUUUAAUUUAUAUUUCUUAUUUGCUUUUAGCUUAAAAAUUUACAUUUCUAGAUGAGAAUAUGCUGUCAGAAAUGUAUUUUCCUAACCAAGCAAAUAUGUGGACGAGCCUGGAAUUUGUGUUGUGCUGUGAAGUACUAAAAAUUGUGCAUUUCAGAAAGAAGUCAUUUGUUUAGUACUUAGUUAAAAUAGUUCAUUUCUUAAUUAACAUUUAUAGACUUUGAAAAUCAGCAUUUACUGAGUACUCCUGAGUGAAUUAUAAAAUCAUUGCAAGGCAUACCUCAUUUUUAAUGUGCAGGCGUGCCUUGAAAUAUUUCAGGUUGAGAAGAAAUUGCUGUACAGAUUGUACUGUACUGCUAACAGGUCCUAAGAUGUCUGUAUUUGAAUCUCAAUUUGGUGUGUGAAUUGUUACAAACUGGAAAAAAUAUUGUGAAGCAAGAAUUGGAAAAUCUUUCUCUAAUAAUGUUGAUAAAAUUGUAAAAUUGAAACAAAUUAUUUACAGGACAGCUGAAUCUCAUGUUAGUAAGUGUAUUAUUCAUUUAUAAAAUAAUACAAUUUUGUAAGCCCUUUACAGAAGGAAACUGUCACUAAAGUUGUGGCAGAAAGUAUGAUUGUAGCAAACGAAAUUCCAUGUGCCUGAACAAUAACAAGUACAUGCAUUUACAUGAAGGUAUUCUGAACUUCGUCUUAGUGCCUUGUCUUCCAUUUUAAAAGCUUGUUAUAAUGUUAGUCAUAUUGACUGAACUGAUGACUCUAGUGUUUGGUAGCUAUGAAACAAUGCUCUACAAAUCAUAAAAACAACUUCAGGUGUGUUAUUUUAUUUAGCCAUCCAUCAUUCUUGCACUAUAUGUUCAUUAUCAUAUGAAAGUGAUUCUCCUUUAAUUGUAUGUAAGAAACCAAAAAUUGUCCAGAAAAUUACUCAUCAAAUCUUUUUAUGAUAACCAAUCAUAGAAUAUUAAAAAAAAAAGUUAAAAUUUGUAUACUUUGUAAGGGCAGUAUAUUGGGAUGCAUUCACAUGACAUUGGUGGCUACUGUUUUAGUGCAAUUAUUGCCUUUCCAAUUAAGGAAAGGAUGUAGGUGGUAAUUUACUAUAGUGAGAGAAUGGUUGACACUGGGAAUGAUAUUCGCUGUUGGCAAAAGUGCAGUAGUUGCAGGUUAAUUCUCAAAGUUAUAUUACUUUAAAUAUUUCAAAGCAGAGACAGAGUAAAAGUAAAAUGUUUGGAAUCCAAACUGACUGGUCUGCAUUACCAAUGUCAAAAUUGGUUGUUGCUCUCCUGUGUGUAAACUGUUAUGAAAAGUGAAGUAUAUUUCAUGUCUCUUGUGUAAAGGUUAGCGAUGGAAAUGUCGUGUGACGAGGGCCUCCCGUCGGGUAGACCGUACGCCUGGUGCAAGUCUUUCGAUUUGACGCCACUUCGGCCACUUGCGUGUCGAUGGGGAUGAAAUGAUGAUGAUUGGGACAACACAACACCCAGUCCCUGAGCGGAGAAAAUCUCCGACCCAGCUGGGAAUCGAACCCGGGCCUUUUGAAUUAGCAUUCCCUCAUGCUGACCACGCAGCUUUACGUAAUUUAGAUCAACUUUUACCAGAUUUGUGAGAGGCUGGUUUAGUUGUCAAUUUACUUAAAAUUCACACUUGUUAGCCACUGGUAAGUGUUUGAUUCUGUACAACAUUACAACAAUUUAAAAUAUCCCUUUUUUAAGGAAAAAUCUUGUGUAACUUUAACUUCAGGUUUAUAUUUAUUUGUUAAGAUAUGUUUGUGCCAAAGCUUACAAAUAGAGAAAAUGGAAGUGGAAGUAUGAAUGUUAUAUUGGUGCUGUGUAUAAUAUAUUUAUAGUUUAAUUAGUUACUGUUUUCUACUUUUUUAUUUCUCUUUUUAUAUGUUAUGUAUCUUGUGCUAAAGAUAUUGUAUAAUUUGUGCUUUAAAUUUCAUUUUAUCUGGAAAUAAGAUUUCCUGUAUUACUGCCAUUAAUGUAACAGAUAUAAUUACAGGAAAAUACUUACUAUUUUUA
Schistocerca serialis cubense is the source of this 3125-nucleotide messenger RNA. It is a transcript of the gene scf, whose product is annotated as calumenin. The record is from RefSeq and is a predicted model, not a curated record. Gene Ontology annotation, molecular function: calcium ion binding. The coding region runs from base 142 to 1125 and encodes 327 amino acids. Lineage: Eukaryota; Metazoa; Arthropoda; Insecta; Orthoptera; Acrididae. The transcript has 6 exons. Gene Ontology annotation, cellular component: endoplasmic reticulum.